AUGUUCGACCGUUUCCGACCGCUUGAGGUGUUGAAUUUGGGCCACAAUGAGUUGAUUAAAAUUUCAGAAUACGCUCUGGCCGGACUGACAGCGCUGACGGUCUUAAAUCUCAAUCAUAAUCAUUUGGCUGAGUUGUCGGAGCAUCAUUUAAUGAAUCUGUCAGCUCUUAAAGAAUUGGAUUUGAGUUGGAACGAUUUGAAAUACCUUCCAUCACAUCUUUUCAGAAAUAUUACCGGGUUGGAAUCAUUAUCUCUUAGCGGAAACAUCCGACUGACCCAGUACAUUCACGAAUCUCCGGACGCCCUCAAAGAUGUCCUUCAGCGAGGAUUACGUCGUCUUAAGUUGAACCACUUGGAGCUUGUUGAUCUUCCUGAAAAUUUGUUUAAUUUGGCAUAUAAUCUGGAAGAAUUAUACAUCACUAACAAUUACUUCACCAAACUACCCGAUUUAUAUGUAGGAUCAUUAAAGAGAUUGGAUGUAAGUGGUUCGAAUAUCUCUGUGCUGCAAACUGGAAAUUUCUUAUAUCUUCCCAGUCUAGAGGUUCUUCACAUGAAUCGAAUGAAGCUACUGACUCGCGUAGUAGAAGGAGCGUUUGUCGGACUGAAGCAUCUCCAAGAAUUGUAUAUGGAGAAAUGCCUCAAUCUAACGUCUUUUGAUGGGAUGGCUUUCGGAGGUCCGACGUAUAAUCCACCUCCUCUGCGUAACUUCUCGUUGAAGCACAGUGGCUUACAGACUCUAUCAAAAAAGCUUUUUCCAGUCUUUUCCGAUAUCCAACAUUUAAAACUGCAAGGAAAUCCAUGGGACUGUGAUUGCAGAUUACGUUGGUUCAAAGAAAUGAACUUUUCUAAAGAAAUUGAGCAUGUUAGAUGUUAUUUCCCGCAGAGCCUUCACAAUAGGACUAUUGCUAGUCUUGAGAGAUCUGACUUUGUGUGCAUGACGAAAAAGACUCGAGUGUUGUACGGUCUUAUGAUAUCCAUGGCUGUUCUCUUUGGAUUAAUAGCGUUGCUCGCUAUUGUGGCUUCUUUUGAUUCAUUGCGAGGCAAAUGUUGUGGACAGCAAAUAUCACAUCGAAUCCGCUACGAUCCUAUGUUGGUCCAGUUGCAUCCAAACAACGCUGAGAAUUAUGGGGAAGACUAUGAAGGACCUAAUUCAAUUAGCUUUAUAAGCAGAGUGAGAUAGCAAAGAAGAGCAAAAAAGUAAAGCGUUGUUUUGAAGUUUCUAGAUAUAUAAUUUUUAAUUCCCUUUUCUAGUUAUCUAGUUUCGAUAAAUGUGUCGCGCGCGCGUGUGUG
Messenger RNA from Gryllus bimaculatus (two-spotted cricket), 1289 nucleotides. The record is from the annotation of a GenBank genome assembly. Lineage: Eukaryota; Metazoa; Arthropoda; Insecta; Orthoptera; Gryllidae.